This is a messenger RNA of Alnus glutinosa, 582 nucleotides long. Its product is annotated as protein FAR-RED ELONGATED HYPOCOTYL 3-like. Bases 1 to 582 code for a protein of 193 amino acids. The record is from RefSeq and is a predicted model, not a curated record. Lineage: Eukaryota; Viridiplantae; Streptophyta; Magnoliopsida; Fagales; Betulaceae. Gene Ontology annotation, molecular function: zinc ion binding. The transcript is spliced from 2 exons. Gene Ontology annotation, biological process: regulation of DNA-templated transcription.
AUGAACGCAUUUUUUGAUGGGUACGUGCACUCACGAACCACAUUGAAAGAAUUUGUUGAUGAAUAUGAUAAUGCUUUAAGGAGAAUGGUCGAGAGUGAGACACGUGCUGAUUUUGAUUCUUUCAAUCGCACAAUCUCAUGUAUAAGCGCCUUGCAGAUAGAGAAACAGUUUCAAGUUGUCUACACAAAUGCGAAGUACAAAGAAGUACAUGAUCAGUUUGUGAAAAUGAUGUCCUGUAAUAACUCUCAUCUCAAAAGUGAAGGUGCAAUUUCCACAUUUGAAGUUAUUGAAUAUGUUGCCGUUGGAGACCACUUAAUAGAAAAAACAUUUCUUGUUUACUUCAAUGAAGAUGAAUUGGAAGUGAAGUGCACAUGUGCAUUGUUUGAAGUAAGAGGCAUCUUAUGUAGGCAUUCACUUUCCAUGUUACGGACAAAGAAAGUGACAACUUUGCCACAAAGAUAUGUUCUUGAUAGAUGGAUGAAGGAUAUUAAGCGAGAGUACUCGAAGGUUAAGAGUAGUUAUGAUGCCAUUGGUGAUAAUCCACAUGCCCAAAUAUAUGACAAGUUGUCAAAAGGUGCUUAG